This is a messenger RNA of Anopheles coustani, 2791 nucleotides long. RefSeq names its product protein white (gene w). Lineage: Eukaryota; Metazoa; Arthropoda; Insecta; Diptera; Culicidae. Gene Ontology annotation, molecular function: ATP hydrolysis activity; ATP binding; ABC-type transporter activity. The record is from RefSeq and is a predicted model, not a curated record. Gene Ontology annotation, cellular component: plasma membrane. Bases 411 to 2513 code for a protein of 700 amino acids. The transcript is spliced from 5 exons. Gene Ontology annotation, biological process: transmembrane transport.
UCAGUUUUGAAUAGAUCGUUGGCAGGAGUGGUAGUGUGUACUGACCGCAGGAGCCGUGUGUAUCGCAAAAGCCUGUCCUUCGACGAACUCCUUUCGCGCGUUUGACGAACCGAGAACGAAUUAGUCUAAGUAGCCUGCGACCCUCGAGUUGUUGAAUUGCAGCCGGAUCGGUUCGAACAAUCUAUUGCAGAAAACGCAACGGUUUGAGACGCACAGCCUCUAGUUCAGAGCUGCAGGGAACAGUGCAGAAGCAACAACAUAUUUCCAACAGAAGAUUCGUUCACCUCUGCGGUUCAUAACCGAAGCGCUACAAGGUUAAAAAGCGACUUGUAGCUCCGUGGCAAACGAGUCAGUCAUCGUGGAAAUCAUAUCUUACGUUAAGACAGCCGGAAUCAAGCAGCAAUAAUACCAUGACAAUCAAUACCGAUGACCAGUACGGGGAUGGAGAGAAUAAAUCCACUAUCAGCUCCAGUCGGCGCUACAGCACGAGCAGCUACCAGGACCAAUCGUUGGAAGACGAUGGCAUCAACACAACGCUGACGAACGAUAAGGCGACGCUGAUACAGGUGUGGAAGCCGAAGAGCUACGGCUCGGUGAAAGGUCAGAUACCGCAGCACGAGCGGCUCACGUACACCUGGAAGGAGAUAGACGUGUUCGGCGAGGCGCCGACCGACACGAAAUCGCGCGAGCCGUUCUGCAGCCGGCUGCGCCACUGCUUCACCUCGCGCCAGCGCCGGGACUUCAACCCGCGGAAGCACCUGCUGAAGAAUGUGACCGGUGUCGCCCGGAGCGGCGAGCUGCUGGCCGUGAUGGGCAGUUCCGGGGCGGGCAAGACGACGCUGCUGAACGCGCUCGCCUUCCGCUCGCCGCCGGGCGUGAAAAUCUCGCCAAUCGCCGUCCGUGCCCUCAACGGGGUGCCGGUGAACGCGGAGCAGCUGCGGGCGCGGUGUGCGUACGUGCAGCAGGACGAUCUGUUCAUCCCGUCGCUGACGACGCGCGAGCAUCUGGUCUUCCAGGCCCUGCUGCGCAUGGGACGGGACGUGCCGGCCAGCGUGAAACAGCACCGAGUGCAGGAGGUGCUGCAGGAGCUGUCGCUGGUCAAAUGCGCCGACACCAUCAUCGGUGCGCCCGGCCGCAUCAAGGGACUGUCGGGUGGGGAGCGCAAGCGGCUCGCGUUCGCCUCCGAAACGCUCACCGAUCCACAUCUGCUGCUGUGCGACGAACCGACGUCCGGAUUGGACUCCUUCAUGGCCCACAGUGUGCUGCAGGUGCUGAAGGGGAUGGCGAUGAAGGGCAAGACGAUCAUCCUCACCAUUCACCAGCCGUCGUCGGAGCUGUACUGCCUGUUCGACAAGAUACUGCUGGUGGCGGAGGGCCGGGUGGCGUUCCUCGGCUCGCCCUACCAAUCGGCAGAGUUUUUCUCCCAACUCGGCAUUCCGUGCCCACCGAACUACAAUCCAGCGGACUUCUACGUACAGAUGCUGGCGAUCGCUCCGGCCAAGGAGGUUGAGUGCCGGGAAACGAUCAAAAAGAUCUGCGACUCGUUCGCGGUCAGCCCGAUCGCACGCGACGUGCUCGAGACGGCUUCGGCGGUGUCGGGUAAGACGGGCUCCGAUGAGCCGUACUUCCUGGGACCGGCUGAGGGCGUCGGUAGUACCGGCUACCGUUCGAGCUGGUGGACCCAGUUCUACUGCAUUCUCUGGCGAUCGUGGCUGAGCGUGCUGAAGGACCCGAUGCUGGUUAAAGUGCGCCUGUUGCAGACGGCGAUGGUGGCCACCCUCAUCGGAUCGAUCUACUUUGGCCAGGUACUCGACCAGGACGGCGUGAUGAACAUCAACGGCUCGCUCUUCCUGUUCCUCACCAACAUGACCUUCCAGAACGUGUUUGCCGUUAUCAAUGUGUUCUCCGCCGAGCUGCCAGUGUUCCUGCGAGAAAAGCGUUCCCGUCUGUAUCGCGUCGAUACCUACUUCCUCGGCAAGACGAUCGCCGAGCUGCCGCUGUUCAUUGCCGUCCCGUUCGUCUUUACCUCGAUCACCUACCCGAUGAUCGGGCUGAAGGCGGGAGCCACCCACUACUUGACAACGCUCUUCAUCGUGACGCUCGUUGCGAACGUGUCCACCUCCUUCGGCUACCUCAUAUCCUGCGCCAGCUCAUCCAUCUCGAUGGCGCUCUCCGUUGGGCCACCGGUGGUCAUUCCGUUCCUUAUCUUCGGCGGUUUCUUUCUCAACUCCGCGUCGGUUCCGUCGUACUUCAAGUAUCUGUCCUACCUCUCCUGGUUCCGGUACGCCAACGAGGCGCUGCUAAUCAACCAGUGGAGCACGAUUGUCGACGGUGAUAUCGCUUGCACCCGCGCCAACGUAACCUGCCCAAGGUCGGGUGAGAUCAUCCUCGAGACAUUUAACUUCCGCGUAGAAGACUUCACGGUCGACAUCAUCUGCCUGUUCGCACUCAUCGUACUCUUCCGUCUCGGUGCCUUGUUUUGCCUGUGGCUGCGCUCUCGCAGCAAGGAGUAAAAUUAGGAAUGAUAGUGCACUGGCGCGAGGAAGCACCCCCCAAAAAGCCGCCCUCCCUCCACCCACCACGUAUAAGCAUUUUUUUUCAGUCGUUUAUUAUGUUUUGUAUUUGUAAAAUAUGUGGCUUUUGUCUAUUUUUGUUGGUCUAUUGGCUCGUUCAACGCAAUCGAUUGCACGCCAACCAAUAUGUGCCUUUUUUAUUAGGUUUUAAAAGCACCAAAGCUUCUACAUAAACCCGUCAUCCGAUGGAAGACUAUAAGCAUGUAAUAAUCCUAGAA